Molecule: messenger RNA, 1026 nt
Organism: Choloepus didactylus (southern two-toed sloth)
Lineage: Eukaryota; Metazoa; Chordata; Mammalia; Pilosa; Megalonychidae
Product: olfactory receptor 51V1
Exons: 2
Coding region: 1-1026 (341 amino acids)
Biological process (GO): G protein-coupled receptor signaling pathway
Cellular component (GO): membrane
Molecular function (GO): G protein-coupled receptor activity; olfactory receptor activity
Source: RefSeq, a predicted model, not a curated record
AUGAAGAGAUUAGGAAAUAUCAUGAAGGAGUGCAUAGAGAAACAAGUGCAGGAAGAAAAUGGAGAAAUAUUCAUUUUCAGCAGGUUUGCUUCAGUAAGCCCCAGCAUGAAUUCGUCUUCUUUCCUCCUCACUGGAUUUUCUGGCCUAGAGAAGCAAUAUUCCUGGGUCUCCAUCCCCUUUUCCUCCAUCUAUGCCAUGGUGCUUUUAGGCAAUUGCAUGGUGCUGCAUGUGAUCUGGACUGAACCAAGCCUACACCAGCCCAUGUUCUACUUCCUGGCCAUGCUGGCCCUUACUGACCUGUGCAUGGGACUCUCAACAGUGCACACAGUGCUAGGUACUCUGUGGGGGCUUCUUCGAGAGAUCAGCUUGGAUUCCUGCAUUGCCCAGUCCUAUUUUAUCCAUGGUCUGUCCUUCAUGGAGUCCUCUGUCCUCCUCGCUAUGGCCUUUGACCGCUAUAUUGCAAUUUGCAACCCACUGCAUUAUUCUUCCAUCCUGAGUAAUUCCAGGAUUACCAAAAUUGGACUUGCCAUAUUAGGUAGGAGUUUCUUCUUUAUUACACCCCCUAUUAUCUGUCUGAAACUCUUCCAUUACUGCCGCCCGCACAUCCUCUCUCACUCUUUCUGCCUCCACCAGGACCUUCUCCGCCUAGCCUGCUCAGACAUCCAAUUCAAUAGCUACUAUGCCCUGAUGCUGGUAAUCUGCACUCUGAUGUUGGAUGCUUUAAUAAUCCUCAUCUCCUAUGUCCUGAUUAUUAAGUCAGUCCUGGCAAUUGCCUCCCAGAAAGAGAGGCAAAAGUCAUUUCAGACUUGCAUCUCCCACAUCUGUGCUGUCCUUGCAUUCUAUAUUCCUAUCAUUAGCCUAACAAUGGUGCACCGUUUUGGCAAACAUCUCUCCCCAGUAGUCCAUAUCCUUAUGGGCAACAUCUACAUCCUUUUCCCACCUUCAAUGAACCCCAUCAUCUACAGUGUCAAGACCCAACAGAUUCGCAGCAGAAUAUUCAGACUCUUAUCUCUGAAAAGACACUGA